Messenger RNA from Epinephelus fuscoguttatus (brown-marbled grouper), 7963 nucleotides. RefSeq names its product double C2-like domains, alpha (gene doc2a). The transcript has 11 exons. NCBI's taxonomy places the organism in Eukaryota, Metazoa, Chordata, Actinopteri, Perciformes, Serranidae. Bases 204 to 1580 code for a protein of 458 amino acids. The record is from RefSeq and is a predicted model, not a curated record.
CGAAAAGGAUAUUAAACAUACAGAAAUCUGCAAAGCGAGGCAGAAGAACAGGAAGAGAAAGGGUUAAAAGUCCAAAUCUAUCAGAGGAAUAUCUCCCUCCCUCCCUCUCUCUCUUUCUCUUCCUCCCCUCCUCCCCCCCCCUUCCUCUCUCGACCACUCGGCUGCUCGCUGCCUCUCUCUCCACCUGUUAGUGCGGACCCCUCAUGCACUCACAUCCACCUGUUUGUGUAGGAAUCUCCUCCAUUCACACAAUCAAAGACUCUAUGACGGUGCGGAGAGGAAAGAAGCUCAGCAUCUCCAUCCAGGAACACAUGGCCAUUGACGUUUGCCCUGGCCCUAUCAGACCCAUCCGACAGAUCUCCGCCUACUUCCCCCGCCUGUCCCCCACCUCCCCUGGCCCCGUGUCCCCAAAUCCCGCCUACUCCCCCUUGGCCCUCAGCCCUGGCUCUGUGGCCUCAGGGAUGGGCGGGUCUCACCUCCUGUCUCCUCUGCUGGCCCACGGCCGGCCCGGCGGUGGUGGGUCUUUGUCUCUGACUAGCAGCGUGGACACAUCGGUGGAGAUCAACAGCUCCGACAGUGACGACUGCACUGCUCUGGGAACGCUGGAGUUUGAGCUGAGAUACGAGCAGAGCUCCAGUGAGCUGCACUGCACUGUGCUUCGGGCCAAGGGUCUGAAGCCAAUGGACUUUAACGGUUUGGCCGACCCAUAUGUCAAACUGCACCUGCUGCCUGGAGCCUGUAAGGCCAAUAAGCUGAAGACGAAGACGAUCCGUAACUCCCUGAAUCCAGUGUGGAAUGAAACACUCACUUACGUCGGGAUCACAGAAGAAGACAUGCACAGGAAGACACUCAGGUUGACUGUGUGUGACGAGGACAAGUUGACUCAUAAUGAGUUGAUCGGAGAGUCCCGGGUGCCUCUGAAACGCGUGAAACCUGACCAGACGAAACAUUUCCACACCUGUCUGGAGCACCCGCCUCCGCUCCCCUCUCCGACUGCCAUGGGCGAAGCCCUUCGAGGAAUAUCCUGCUAUUUAAGAGAGUGGGAAAACGAGCAGCUGCACAGCCUGGAGGAGAGAGGUCGUCUUCUUCUCUCCCUGCAGUUUCUGCCUCCACUCAGUUCGCAGGAUAAAGACUUUGUUGAAGGAGGAGGAGGAGGAGAAGGAGGUGAAAGACGUCGCAGCGGAGGUCUCUGUGUCGGCGUGAAGCGCUGUGCCCACCUGGCAGCCAUGGAUGUAAACGGGUUCUCCGACCCCUACGUCAAAAUAUACCUGAAGCCUGACUUACAGAAGAAAUCAAAGCACAAAACAGCAGUGAUGAAAAAGACCCUCAACCCUGAAUUCAAUGAGGAGUUUUUCUAUGAGAUCUCCCUGUCGGAGCUCACCAACAAGACGCUGGAAGUGACGGUGUGGGACUAUGACCUGGGACGCUCCAAUGACUUUAUAGGUGGCGUCUGCCUGAGCUGUCACUCCCAGGGUGACGGCCUCCGGCACUGGAUGGACUGCCUGAAGAACAAGGGCAGGAGGGUGGAGCGGUGGCAUAUCCUGACCAACGAGCUGCCACGAACCCUCAGCCAUGACUAAAUCCACAGAGCAUCCUGCAGACGGUUGCUGUCAGGGAUCACAUGGUUCACAGAGAUCCUCUUUACGGGACGGACUUGAGAAACUUCACCACAGGAAUCAGCACCAAUUGAGGGGAAAAGUGUAUUAUAAUAAUAGCCGCCAUGACGAGAGAGAACAGGGUGAGGCUGCAGCAGCACGGUGGUGUGCCUUCAUUAUUGAUCAAUGAGUCAUUCAGAAGAAGCAGCUCCAUCAACACUGUCAACUGACAUUAACACCAGACCACAUGCAUAUAUAACAGGGUUAGACCGAUACACUCGAAUGAUGAGGGGUGGAACUCGUGAAGAUUAAGUUUAAACCACGGCUGUAGACUCAGACUUGUACUUGAAAACAUGAAACUGCAUGUUGUUUUUCUACUCCAGCAUAAAGAUUUGUUGUUAAAAAAAUAGUUUCCCAAAGGGGGAAAUUUCUAUUUUACAUUUUUAGUGUCAUGAUGUCACUCCCUGUCAUUCAGUCUGUCUACAAUGACAGAGAACUUCUUUACAUAUUGUUCCAGUUUAUACCUCUCAUGUGUAACUCUCAAACUUGAGUCACAGAGCUCAGUAUGUGUAUUUCAAAAAAUAUCACAAUCAGCUUUACUGGCCAAACCACACACACACACACACACACACACACACACACACACACACAUAUAUAUAUAUAUAUAAACCCAGGUUUAAGAUAGAUAGAUAUGAUUCUCUCAAAUUUUGGUUGCAAAUUUGUUGUCAUAAAUGUGGCAGUACCUCCAAGGGUCAGGACCUGAUUUCUGACAGUUUGGGCAGAAAUUCUUCUGUUGUGCAAACCAGCUGUCCCAGUGGCUGGUCUCAGACGAUAGGUGAAGACGCUGUAUGUGGCAGUCCUGAGCUGAUGUGGUUACACGUGGUCUGUGGUUGUCAGGCCAGUUGGAUGUGCUGCCAAAUUCUUGGAAACAAUAUUGGAUAUGGCUUAUUAUAGUGAAAUUAACAUUCAGUUCACAGGCAACAACUUUGGUGGACACUCUUGCAGUCGGCAUACCAAUGGCACACUCACUCAAAACUUUUUAAAGGGACCUUUUAUUGUGACCAUCCCAAGGCACACCCAUGAGUAAUGAUGCUGUUUAAUCAGCAUCUUGAUAUGCCACACCUGUAAGGUGGAUGGAUUAUCUUGGAAAAGGAGAAGUGCUCACUGACAUGGAUUUAAACAAUUUUCAACCAAAAUUUGAGAUAAAUAUAUCUAUUGAGUGCAUAAAGAAAGUCUAAGCCUGUGAAAAAUGGGAGCAAGAACAGUGGUGCAUUUAAAUUUUUGUUCACUUCAUUGCAUGUAUAUAUAUAUAUAUAUAUAUGUGUGUGUGUGUGUGUGUGUGUGUGAGAAUCUUUAAAGACUCUCCUAACAAUCUGGAUGGAAAAUUUCAAAUCCAUUGCACAAUAAUGACCAUUUUAACACAUUUCCAGACACGGUAGCUGCAAAUGCUGUUUUUGUACUAUGUGGAUUCAAAUAACAUCCUAAUAUUUUAUAUUCAAAAAAAAGAGCUAGGGUGUGUGGUAUUUCUGGCUACCUGAAACUUAAAAAAGUCACAAACAGAUUAAAAAUAAUUGUAAUCAUACAGCAAAUGUAUUUUUUCAUCCAUUGUUGGAAGAGAAUUUGAGGAUUCGGAACAGCACAGAUUGAUGGAUAUUUACCUUACAGACUGUCGGAUGCGUAGCUCUUUGACUUGAGUGUAAUGAUUAAACACGAGAAGCACAAACUGGAGCUGUCCUCAAUGAAAUAAUGUCAUUUUAAAUGUAGCGUAUUUGCAUGAAUCAGUAAGUUAACAGCUGCAACUGCCUGAGACACAACCAGAGGCGUGAGCUUUCUAGCUUGUGUCUCUUCUUAUCAGUUUAAUUCAAAUAUGCUUUAUCGGUACAAUCACAAUGAAGUACAGUACUGCAGAGGCAUGUUGUGCUACAUUUACAUGUAUCCAGAAUGUAACAAGCAUGAACAUGUCUUGUGUUGCACCGCUCGCUAACAAACUAUCAAACAAUCAGAUCUGUGAAAACCACACUGCUAAUGUUUGCUAGCUAGAGAGCUAAUCAGUUGUAACUGUGGUCCUUAAUCUUCAAUACCACUGCUAACAAAACACUGUCUUUGCCAAGUAAGCUGCACUUACCACAGUGAGUUUGUUUACAUUGUGUUUCAGUGCUGGUAUGGUAGCAUUUUAUUGGAAAAAAAAACAGUAUUGAAUCCACUUACUAAAUCUGAAUCCUUUUGAAUCCCCAACUGAAUCUUAUUAGGUUUAUCUUUCAACAUUUGCCAGACAUCUAUCACCUUAAUCUUAUUCGGACAGAAACACAACAGUGAAACACAACAGUGAAACAAGUGAAACACAACAGUUUGCUGACAAACUGUAGCCCCAACCUGAAAGUGAGCUAAUCAGCAGAAUAUAUGGAAGGCUCUUUAAAGGUAUACUACACAGGAUUGUCAGUAACCUACUGUUCGCAAACAUGCUCACCAGCGAAAGUGAAAAUAAAGCCUUACUGAUUAGAGCCUUAAUGCUUUUUCACUCUACCCCAUGAGUCAGAGUCCUGCAUGGGUCUAUUUCUGAAAAACCGCAAUCGCCCAUACCAGGAAAGCUUAGUACCAUAGCCAACUCAUUACCCACCAACAUUUUGGCCUCAAAAGUUUUGAUAAAUUAAAAGUGGUUUUUUUUAUGUGCUUGUGUUAUAUAAAAAUAUUGAUGUGUUUAACUGUCACAAAAAAACAUCGAUCACCAAUCCCAGGCACUCAGAUUAUCAUUUCAGGUGGUCUAUAACAGGGUGGAACACUGAGUUUGGUUUGCCUUAGCUCUGUGAGUGAUCCAGAUUUAGUUAGCAAGUCUUCUGCACGUAAAUAGAACUUUUUAGAUUUUUUUUUUUUUUAUUUAAUUUAUUUAUUUAUUUAUUUAUUUUUUUUUACAUUUUUUAGGACCAACUUACUUCAUAAUUUAGCCUUGCAGAGUUGAACUUGAGAGAGUGUGGCAAACAGAUAAACAUCAUGAAACAUGGAUAAACUAGAAUUACUGCCUUGCUGUUGUUGUUGUAGUUGUUUGCCUCUGUGAAAAGUUGCAGUUAGUUUACAUCCAUUUCAGUGAAAACAUGGAUGCUUCACACACAUCUUCCCCCAGGCAGCACAGAAGAUCUAUUCAAUCAGCACAGUUUCAAGAUUCACACCCAAGAUUAGUGUCACCAAUUCAGUAUCUGACAAAAUGUCUCCCCUUCUGUUCCUGAAAACUGACAUUGAAUAAUGGCCAGGAAAAGUGUUUCUGCGGAACAUUAUCAUGUCACAGGGAAGCUGACCUCUGACCUUUUGGAUAUAAAAUGUCAUCAUUCAUCAUUUUAUACUGUCAGACAUUUAUGUAAAAUUUUGUCAUAAUUGGCGUAUGAAUUCCUGAGCUAUGGCCAGCUAUGUUUUGUGACCUCAAAUUUUGACCUUCAACCUUAAUCCAAGGCCUUUUUGAGAUAUCGCAUUUACGAAAUGAGAUGGAUGCAAGGUCACAGUGACUUUGACCUUUGACCACCACAUUUUAAUCAGUUCAUCCUUGUGUCAAAGUAGGUGUUAGUGCCAAAUUUGAAGAAAUUCUCUCAAAGUGUUCUUGAGAUGCCACGUUCAUGAGAAUGCCACACAUGAGGUCACAGUGACCUUUGACCUUCCCUCACGGCCUUCUUCUGAUAUCACCUUUACAAAAUUAUCCGUUCAUCAUUGUCUCAAAGUGGGUGUUUGUGCCAAAUUUGAAGAAAUUAGAACAGGUUGGAUUACUCUGAGCAGCAUGCCCGGAAAUUAAUUAAAACUUUUUCCCUGAUGGUCUAAAAAAGUUGUUAGUCUGUCUCAAGUCGCUUUUUGAAAGUAAAGUCGCUAAGAAGGGGUCUGAGAAGUUAUUAAUGUGAGGGGAGACUUGAGAAUGGCAGGUUGUUGUGUGUCGGUUUUGGCAGACAGCGGCCUACCCCUCUUCCCAGUGCUGCAAACUGGCACUGAAUCUUUUAGUGUUACAGAGUACUGGACUGUACUGGCCUAGCUAACUCUUGACUACACGUUGUUUUCAGUGCCAGUGGUUGCGCACAUGUGAGUUGUUGACGGUGCGGUGGUAACGUAUGUGUCGGCUUCGUCAAGUGUACCUAGUGUAGCACGAGGCUGGUAUAUGACAGCAAAAAGACGGGGACCUCAACACUUAAGAGGCACAUGUCGAAGGCUUGCCAUGGAAAGAAAGAUAAGAGUCAGCCUUCAAUGUCCACGUUUGUAUCCUUAAAAAAAUGUAGGGUUUAAACUGGGCUCGGGCUCAUAAUUACAGUUAAAGGGCCAGAACAUGCACAGGCUCGGGUGGGGUCGGGCUGGAUUUUUUUUUUUGGCUCAAUCUAAGCUCUAUAAUCUUCACUUUUAUGAUUUUUGAAAAGCAAAUACAACCACCAGAUGUAAAAAGCUAAUGCUAGGCUAUAAAUGAACUACACCAUAGUCGCAUGGCUUCAGCGUCACCACCACAAUGAGGCUGGAAAGCCAUGUUUGGUGUGAUGAUGUUCUGGAGCUGUAGCAACUUGUUGGCAGCCGUCGUUUUGAAGACAUGUAAAAGCCUCAAAACUCAUUUUCUGAUGUAUUUUAUUUCAUAGAACAAAGCAUGAAAAACUCUUAAGCUUGUGUAAACAACAGACCUUAUUUCGGGCUUCUAACCAUGACAAAAAAACAUACUGAUUUUGAGAUGAAGGAACCAAAAGUGCAAAAAUGGUAACUCAUUUCAGCAUUUUAGGACUCAAGCAUGCACCACUCUAUAUAUUGAGAGGGCCCUGGGUUCAGGAGUCUCAGCUUGACACACAAUGACUGAUAGCUGAUGAUCAACAAAACCAAAUGUAAUUAAAGUUAAUGUGUUACUGGAGAUCAUUUUCAAUAUAACAUUAGUUUUUAACCUUAUUAAAAUGAAAAGACUAGGGACAUGUCCUUGGAUGGAGUGGUUUAUUUUCCAUUUAGCACUAAUAACAUGCUACAGAACAUUACAGGGAGACCUACGACAAUUUUUAUGACCAUUUGGCAAGUUCAGGGUUUUCAAUGGGUGACUGUCGAUUUUGGCACCACUGACAGGAAAGCAGUCUGGAAAAGCAACAGCAAUAUGUAAUUUUAUUUAUCCAUGCAAUUGUUUAUUUUUUGUUGUUCGUUGUUAUUUCUUUUCCUUUUUUUUUGUAUGAAGUAUUGUAAAGGCAGUGAAAUCUUCCAGAGUUUCGGCUGUUUCAAUAGAUGACGGGUCUUCAAAGGUGCUAACGGUGAGGGACUCUCACCAUUGUACGUUUCAGUGAAGUGGUUUAAUGUCCACUGAUUCAAAUGCUUCAAAACAACAAGAACAUUCUGUAAUUUCAUGAGAAAUCCUCCCACUCUGACGGAUAAGAGAUAAUGACAACGGUGGCACAUUCACCAUCAAAGUUCACAUUAUAUGAAAGAAUGGCUCGUUGAUUUCAGAUAGAAGGAGACAAAAGCAACUCAUAAUUUCUAGCCAAUGAUCAACAAUAUCACCUUAAGUGACAUCUUUACCAGCUGUUGCUAAUUAAGCUAAUGCUCGCUUCAUGAAACGACUUCUUAAUGUUUCUAGCUGACUCAUUCUAAAAUGUGAACCUAAGAAAAAUAAAUAAAUAAAUAAAUAAAUAAAUAAAUAAAUAGAAAUAAGGUGCAAACUCUAAAUUUGUACUGUACAUGUUUCAUUGUUUUAAAUCUGCUUAUAUUUAUCCACACGACGUUAAUAGCACUUCAAAUCAAGGUGGGGGGAUGAGGGGGGCGUGGUGCCAACAGGAGAGUGUAUACCAUUUCUUACCCUUGGUGCAUUUUGUUAUGCAUCAUCUUAUGUUAUACAGCAUCAGAAAGACACAUAAAAUAUGAGCCACUGGCAGCUUUCAUCUAAGACUGUACAGGCGUCAUGUUUCAAAUACCCAUAUCGGUCAAACCCUUAUAUAAUCUAAAUUCUGUCAUGUCAUUUCUCUGCUCUGUAAUGCAAGAACAAUAUUUCUAUUGCACUCCUCAAUGAGACUGUGAAAAAACAAACUGCAUCCUAUUAUUGCCAUGAUGAUGAUGAUGAUGAUGAUGAUAAUGAUAUUUCAAUACAAGUGGUUCUUCCUUGGUGUUGCAUGAUGCAAUAUGUUGAUAUACUUCUUUAUAUCUCUAUACUCCCCCUGCCUGUUUUCUAACUCAAAGUGUUGAGACAUGAUGAAACAUUCAGGUACGGCUCAUGUUCUAAUUCUUGGGUUUACAGUGUUAUUGUUCUUCUUUAAUGCACGACUGAAUGUAUGAAUGUGGCUUUCUAUACAAUAUCGUUGAACUGUUGUUUACACUGAUCUUGUGCUUUACAGUUGUUCUUACAUUUAUAUCAGGUGUUUUAUGUACGAUGCAACAAUAAAUUUGGAAUG